AUGGAGACAGCACGUCUCCGACUCGAACCGAUUGAUUUGGCUCAUCUAGAGGGCUUCCAUGAGAUCUGGUCAGAUCCGGAUACCACGCAAUGGAGCUCACGAGGCAUCUCCCCCUCCAUCGAUGAAACCAAAAUCCGAAUGACCGGCAUUCUACCCGACCCCGAUCGACCAGGAAUCAUCAACUACGGCGUCUUUAUCCGUUCACUUUCCCCAUCCACCGACACAUGUCCACCCAAUACCAGCAUCAGCACCAAUCCAAAUCCAAAUCCAACUCCCACCCAACCCGCACAUCAUCCUCUUCCAUCACAACCCACUCAAACCGCCCCCCUUGAUCAAAAAGUCAUCGGCAUCAUCGGCAUCCACAACGACAACCCCGUUCCCGAACUCGGCUACUUAUUCCAUCCCAGCGCCUGGGGCCACGGCUACGCGACCGAGGCCGUGGCCGCUUUUAUCCCGCACUACUUUGGCCUUCGGCCCGAGGCGCGCUGCAUCGAGGCCAAAGUGGAUACGCAGAAUCGUGCGUCGAUCCGCGUGUUGCAGAAGUCGGGCUUUGAGGAGGUGGAGACCUUGGUGGGAGGGGCGAGGGCGGAGUGGAUGGUGCCAAGUGUGAGGGAUUUGGUGGUUUUUCGGGUAAAGGCUGGAUGA
This is a messenger RNA of Penicillium oxalicum, 645 nucleotides long. Its product is annotated as GNAT family N-acetyltransferase. Bases 1 to 645 code for a protein of 214 amino acids. Gene Ontology annotation, molecular function: acyltransferase activity, transferring groups other than amino-acyl groups. NCBI's taxonomy places the organism in Eukaryota, Fungi, Ascomycota, Eurotiomycetes, Eurotiales, Aspergillaceae. The transcript is spliced from 2 exons. The record is from RefSeq and is a predicted model, not a curated record.